AUGCUCGCCUCACUCAAGUCUGCCAUGGCAGCAGCCUCUAACCUGCUGCCUAGCCAAGCAGCAAACACGAAAACUGCCUGUGUCAGAGUGGUGAACAAUACCGCAAGGCCUAUCGUUGCCAUCUCAGUGAUUCACAAGUGCAGCAACACCCGCAAGAGCCGUCAAGAAUGGGCAAUUUUGCAGCCGGGCAAAACAUCCACGCCUGACUUGGAAGUCGAAUACCCAGCUAGCUCCAGUUCCCGCCCUAGCUCUGGUGGUGACAACUCAUGGCUUAUCGUCUGGUACAGCGAGGACCUGCAGGCGCUCUGGCACUCUGAUCCAAUCGAAUCGGUGUUUCCGGUUGACAUACUAGACAAGCAGUCUAGGGAGGAGGUACAGAAGGUUGAAGAAGCCCUCGCUACAGGCAGCGAGCCAGGUUCUAAGGGCGCACAACUAGCUACUGCGCUGGCAAAAGCGACGACAGAUCAAGCGUUUAAUUCGAGCAACCUAGAAGGACUGGUGCAGCAUCAAUUGCGGGACGAGGAUGCAAACGAUGUGACUGAGCUGGUCAUCAAUGCCAAUGAGACGAUGAUUUUCAAAUCUAAGUCUGGAAGCACGGAGGUCAAGGUUAAUUCCCAGCCAGCAACCGCAUAA
Messenger RNA from Nannizzia gypsea CBS 118893, 633 nucleotides. RefSeq lists its product as hypothetical. Bases 1 to 633 code for a protein of 210 amino acids. The transcript has a single exon. NCBI's taxonomy places the organism in Eukaryota, Fungi, Ascomycota, Eurotiomycetes, Onygenales, Arthrodermataceae. The record is from RefSeq and is a predicted model, not a curated record.